Aspergillus steynii IBT 23096 is the source of this 1137-nucleotide messenger RNA. Its product is annotated as kinase-like protein. Gene Ontology annotation, biological process: intracellular signal transduction; protein phosphorylation. Gene Ontology annotation, molecular function: protein serine/threonine kinase activity; ATP binding. The transcript has 4 exons. The coding region runs from base 133 to 1068 and encodes 311 amino acids. The record is from RefSeq and is a predicted model, not a curated record. Gene Ontology annotation, cellular component: nucleus; cytoplasm. Lineage: Eukaryota; Fungi; Ascomycota; Eurotiomycetes; Eurotiales; Aspergillaceae.
CUGCGGUCUCAGGCUCUUCUAUCGGGCCACUUUUGCAAAGGCUCACUAUAUUCAAGCCCUCUUCAGCGCACAUCAAUCUCAGGGGCAAAACUUCUGCUUCAUCGCAAAACCAGCACGGUGUCAAGGAGCUCUAUGCUGUCUUCACAGCAUACGGGUCUCUCUGGUCGCACUUACACCAUUGACCAGGUUUUACAGGAGGAACCUUCUCCCCUGCGUCAAGUCUAUCGUGCCUCGGCGAACGGCCAAAGCUUCAUAUUAAAGUACAUACACCCCAUCAACUUUGAAGACCUCCAAGAAGUGAAUAAUCGCCUACGUGGCAAUGCAAACCACGUCCGCCUUUCUGUGGACACUAUUCCUCACAAGUCGAUGUUUGUUUUCGAACAUUUCACCGACCAUCUCUCGACCCUUGCCCAGAAGGACUUGCCCCUUGCGGUAACCAAGAGAAUCCUCAAGAAGGCGCUUACUGGGCUUGCUGAGCUCCAUGCUCGGGAUAUCGUUCACACCGAUAUUAAAGCCGACAACAUUUUGGUUAACUGGCAGACCUGCAACUAUGAGAUUACUGUUGACCAAGUACAGCUCGGAGAUCUAGAAGACGCAGCUCACAUCCCCCCAGGGUGCGACAUGGUCGGGAAACAGGCCGGCAACUGGAUGUGGAGGAGCCCCGAAGCCCACGCACGAGGGCCUGUCAACAAACCAUCCGAUAUUUUCUCAUUUGCUCUUGUUUGCAUCUGCGCCGUCGACAAGCGCAUCCUUUUCGCAGUCCGAGAAGACGAGCUGGAGGAGAGUGUCGAUCCCCUCGCCGUCGUCAUCGAGCGCCAGAUGUCAUACUUUGCAGAUGAAGAUGACCUCAAUGGGCUCUUGAAGCAUCUUGGUGAUAAUCCGUGGGUCCGCGUGUUUGAAGUGACUCGGGACGGAUUCAACCAGGAGAAUCCCCGGGAACCGUUCGCGUUCUGGAAUGGUGUUGAUGAUGAUUUUAAAGACCUUGUAUGUGCCAUGACACGUUUUGAGCCGGGGAAACGGAUUACGGCGCGUCAGGCGUUGGAACAUAAGUGGUUUGAGGGCGUUUGAUGGGGAGCGGUCAAGGGUUUACUUGCUUCAAUAAGACAUUUCCAUACGUGCUGAGGAGGAUUUACAAAU